AUGAAAGACAACCCCCAAGAGCUAGAUUUACUCAGAUCCUCCCCCGUGUCUACCUGUAUCCACUUUGAUGUCACCCCUGACCCCCAGGCCCGGCCAGAUAUUGAGAUCAAACAGUUUAAUCAGGCGUAUACGCAAAAGAAUGCUUUCAAUAUUGUUUUUUAUCUUCAGACUGAAAAAGAUGUGAAUUGCCUUGAACCGUGGAUAGUAAAAGAAAUGGAUUCCUGUCUUUCUGACAUCUGGUUGCAUAAAGAUAUUGAUUUGUUUGCUCAGCUGUUAAAUCUUAUUUUAACUGAAAAUGUCAGUGUUGAUUAUAGGCACAGUGAAACUGGUGCGACUGCUCUGAUGAUUUCUUCAGGGAGAGGCUUUUUGAGUCAAGUAGAACAGUUGAUCAGCAUGGGAGCAAGUAUCCACUGCAAAUCAUCUAAUGGCUGGAUGGCUGUGGACUGGGCUAGGCACUUUGGACAGACGGAGGUUGUUCAUCUGUUGGAAUCCUACAGCGCUUCAUUCGGAUUUGGAAACAUGGAUGAAAGUUCCCUGGUCCAAAAAAGUGCUAGUGACCUUAGUGCAGAGGACAGAGAGCUACUGACAGCUUAUCAUCACAGUUUUGAUGAUGAAAAAGUGGAUCUGGAUCUGUCGUCAAACCAUGACAAUCUGAUAAUGCACUUACUUCACAGCAUCUGUCAUAGUUCUGAUGCAGGAGCAAUUUUAAUAUUUCUUCCUGGGUAUGAUGAGAUAGUGAGCCUGAGAGACCGCAUUGUUUUGGAUGAUAAGAGAUUCACUGAUAAUGCUCACAGAUACCAAGUUUUCGUGCUUCAUUCAAGUAUGCAGACUUUGUACCAGAAGAAAGUGCUUGAAAGUCCACCUUUUGGCAUUCGCAAAAUUAUUCUUUCUACUAAUAUUGCAGAAACCAGCAUAACAGUCAGUGAUGUGGUGUUUGUCAUUGACUCAGGCAAGGUGAAAGAGAAGUCUUUUGAUGCACUGAGUCAUGUUACAAUGGUAAAAAUGGGGUGGAUUUCAAAAGCCAGUACUAUCCAGAGAAAAGGCAGAGCUGGGCGCUGUCAGCCUGGAGUCUGCUUUCGUCUCUUCAGCAGGCUCCGAUUUCAGAAUAUGUUGGAAUUUCAAUCUCCAGAACUUCUAAGAAUGCCGCUUCAGGAGAUCUGUUUGUACACAAAAAUUCUUGCUCCAAUUAAUUGUCCAAUUGUAGACUUUCUUAUGAAAGCUCCUGAUCCUCCGCCUGCUGUAACUGUGAGAAAUGCUGUGCAUAUGCUUAAGACCAUAGAUGCCAUGGACCCUUGGGAAGAUCUCACUGAGCUUGGUUAUCACCUCACUGAAUUACCUGUAGAGCCACACCUCGGUAAAAUGGUGUUGUAUGCUGUAGUUCUGAAGUGCCUGGAUCCUGUUCUGACCAUUGCCUGUGCUCUUGCCUGCCAAGACCCUUUUGUGCUGCCCAUGCUGGCCUCCCAAAAGCGUGCAGCUGUGCUGUGCAGGAAGCGUUUUGCUGCUGGAACGUUCAGGGCUUUCCAGGCAUGGCAGAAGGCACGCAGUGACGGCUGGGAGAGAGCCUUCUGUGAAAAGAACUUCCUAUCCCAAGCCACAAUGGAAACCAUUGCAGGAAUGAGAACACAGGUGCUUGGCCAGCUUAGAGCCUCAGGUUUUGUGAGAGCCAGAGGAGGAGCUGAUAUUAGAGAUGUUAAUACUAACUCUGAGAACUGGGCUGUAAUUAAAGGUGCCUUAGUGGCCGGGAUGUAUCCCAAUCUUGUGCAUGUAGACAGAGACAGCCUGGUGUUGGCGGAACCAAAGGAGAAGAAAGUGCGAUUUCAUCCUACCUCUGUUCUUGGUCAGUCUCAGUAUAAAAAGAUUGCCCCAGCAAAUGGACAAGCUGCAGCCAUCCAGGCUCUCCCUACAGACUGGCUUAUAUAUGAUGAAAUGACGAGAGCUCACAAGACAGCAAACAUCAGGUGCUGCUCUGUUGUGACACCUGUCACGGUGGCCCUCUUCUGUGGACCAGCCAGACUGCCAAGUAAUGCCUUGCAGGCAUCUUCAUCCUUUCGAGGGGGAGGGGUAUCUAAUGAUAGCAGCGACAGUGAGAUGGAGGACAAGACAUCUGCUGAUCUGGCACUGCUGAAGCUGGAUGAAUGGCUCCAUCUCAAACUGGACCCUGAAGCUGCUGGUAUGCUGCUGCAAUUCAGGCAGAAGUGGCACAGCUUGUUUCUGCGUCGUAUGCGAGCUCCUUCUAAGCUGUGGUCUGAGGUUGAUGAAACAACUGUAAGAGCAAUUACAGCUGUUCUGAGUGCUGAAGAACAGUCUGCAGGUCUACAGCAGCCUUCAGGAAUUGGCCAGAGACCAAGGCCUGUGACUUGUGAAGAACUUCCUUUGGCAUCUACACGCAUGUCAACCAACAGCAGAAACAGCUCAACAGAAACAGAAUUGUCUGACUUCUCUCAUUCUGAAAAGUAA
Messenger RNA from Taeniopygia guttata (zebra finch), 2457 nucleotides. The record is from RefSeq and is a predicted model, not a curated record. Lineage: Eukaryota; Metazoa; Chordata; Aves; Passeriformes; Estrildidae.